Heterocephalus glaber (naked mole-rat) is the source of this 954-nucleotide messenger RNA. RefSeq names its product retinol binding protein 2 (gene Rbp2). Lineage: Eukaryota; Metazoa; Chordata; Mammalia; Rodentia; Bathyergidae. The record is from RefSeq and is a predicted model, not a curated record. Gene Ontology annotation, molecular function: lipid binding.
AAGAUGGAGCUGGGCAGGCCUGGGCAGGCCUCUGGGGAGAGGAUACCUGGCUGUAGGGAGUCAGCCCGGGAGCCCAGCUGCUGGCGGACUGAAGGCAUCCCUGGGGACCUUUGCUGAGCUCACUCUUAGCUGACUGAUCUCAGACUCAAGCUUCAGCAAGAUUCACAUCUACCCUUUUUCUUGUGGUCUCCAGAAAAGUCUUGCAACUUGGAUUGGUUCGUUGUAGCUGUCACCCGAGGUAUUUUGCACAGACUUAGAUGCAUAAGCCAGGUCACCAAGCUAUAAAAGUGAUCCGUUUCAACACUUCAGCUUAGUCCUUAACAUUUACCAUACACCCACACCAAACCAGAGGCUGUCACCAUGACAAGAGACCAGAAUGGAACCUGGGAGAUGGAGAGUAAUGACAACUUUGAAGGCUACAUGAAGGCCCUGGGUAUCGAUUUUGCCACCCGCAAGAUCGCAAUACAUCUGAAUCAGACAAAGAUCAUUAAUCAAGACGGAGAUAACUUCAAGACAAAAACCCAAAGCACAUUCCGCAACUAUGACUUGGAUUUCACUGUUGGGGUAGAGUUUGAUGAACACACAAAGGGUCUGGAUGGCCGGAGAGUUAAGACACUGGUCAUCUGGGAAGGUGAUGUCCUCAUGUGUGUGCAGAAGGGAGAGAAGGAGAACCGUGGCUGGAGGCAGUGGGUUGAGGACAAUAAGCUGUAUUUGGAGCUGACCUGUGGUGACCAGGUGUGCCGUCAAGUGUUCAAAAAGAAGUGAUGUCAGCAUGGGAGGCCAGCAGAGUGUGCAGAGUUCUCUGCCAGCCUCCAGAAUCGGCAUGGGAACCCUCCCACUCCUGACAGAGCCCUGUUAAAGUGCCCAGAUAGGUUUUAAACUGAAUGAGUGUGUAAUAUAACAGGUACAGUCUUCCCUCUUUGAAACGUGGCAUUAAAGGGAAAAACAAAAUCA